Amoebophrya sp. A120 is the source of this 2161-nucleotide messenger RNA. Lineage: Eukaryota; Dinophyceae; Syndiniales; Amoebophryaceae. The record is from the annotation of a GenBank genome assembly.
CUCUUCUCAAGAAGAAGGUCAAGGAAGCAAAUCUAGGGCGGCUUCCUAGCUCAAGCAAGUUUGCGCGAGGGAAUGGAAAAGUGAGAGAAUGACUGUUGAAAAUCCGCAACAUUACCGUGUCAAAAAGCGGAUAUUUACAUAAUUUUAAUUAUAAGAAUGGCGCUUGACUUUUACCUGUACCAAAUGACGAAGUUGCUACUCGUCUUGUCUGCAGGAGCCUCCACGGCGAUAGCGUCGAGGACCGCUUCCCGCACGGCACGCAGUCAGGAGGUUUUAGACCUGCUCGCUAACGAGUUGGGUUCCUUUCAAGACCUGAAGGAGAAGCAUGGCAGCCCGGACCAUCGCCCGCGCAGACGGGCGAGAACAGCGUUGAGCAACCACGCACUGAUUCAGCUGCACGAGAAAGGGCACAAGAGGCGACAGCAAAAAAUCCAGGACUGGUUGGAGGAUGGGAGAACGCAUAACGUGGUUCACGUCGAUAACCUUCCAGAUGCGAAAAGCAUUUUGCCGCAGGAAAAGGACUUCGCGUUUGCAGCGCUAGAGAAGGAACUGGCGAAAGCGACGUCAAGGUCGUUCUCUUCAAGCGGGGAGUAUGGGCAUGUCAUUGGCUCAGCAGCAUCAGCCGCGCAUCUCCAACAUGUCACUCCAGCGAGAGGGAAAAGAGCACGCAUUCAGGUAGGGGAUGUUACCCUUGAUGUUUUGUCUUAAAGGUCGAGGUUGUAAAUGCAGCCAAAGAAAUCACCAACAAUAUACAAUUGCAAAGCUAAGAAAAAGAAUUUCAUCUUAACCUCACGACAGGCUAGCAUGUUGGAAGUCGAGGUAAGUGGAGCGGGAGGAGAUACGCACCUUGACGCCGAAGAUCAUAUUGCGUCGGCCACUUCUACUACAGCCCGACGACUGCGGACCGAAACUGAUGGUGUCAACAAAGGCAAAGGCGUGUCUUUGAGUGAGCAAAGCACAAGGAACCUGAAGGACGACAACUCAACAACUUCAACUUUUUUGACAGCAAUAGACAACAGAACCAUUUCCGCGGCGGGAAGUAGACACGACACCGAGUCAUUUCUGGGUGAGGUAGCGAAUUCUUCGGCAGCACUGCUCACAACGUCUGCCAAAAAUGCGGCCGCCGGCGCGGCCACAGCAUCCGCAAAGAACUCUAGCGCAUCGGCAACAACGUUGAUGCGAACCGCGGCGCACCAUCGAGCUUCUGACGAGAAUGCGACCGACACCGGCCAGCAUACAAGUGAAGCAGUACAAUCCGAAACAAGCGGCGAUGGCGAACACGAGGAACGGUCUAGCAAGGAGCGCGCAGCCGUCCACCUACAGCAGAACUCGCACAUGAACAAAAACCACGAAGUAGCGACGGCUUCGUCCAGCAAAGAGCAGCAGAACAAGGCAGCUAUUCAGAAGGUCACACAGAAGGAGCACAAAAGGCGAGAACGCGAGCUGCUGCUGGCGCAAAUGAGGGGCCAAAGUGCGGCAAAGUCCACUACACUGGUCUACAAGCUGAAACUGUUCUUCAUGGGCGGGUCCUACAUUUGGACGGCGGGAGAGGACUUCCACUACCUCUGCGACUGCGACUACGAAACCAAGCUCUGUCCCGACGGCGACUCGCCCUGCGACGACGCUUCCAGCGAGGGCCUCAUCGCACUUUUUGACAGCGUACGAAAGAUUUCUGUUGUUCCCUUUGAUUCUUCAGGUUUUCUAAAAAUAUGGUUAUGACUGCAUCGGAACGGGAAGUGCUAUGAUCUCGUCCCGAUGUUGGUUUUCCCUGAUUAAGAGUAUGAUGAAGAUGAUGUGUGAAACUUCAUCUCUUCAUGAAAAAAUGCAAUUCAGAUCUCGUGUCUCGUUGCGGGCAUGAACUGUGAAGAUGAUGAAACGGUGGCACCGGAUGCAGCCGCUGCUCCGACGAACGAAGCCGCGUGAUGAGGUGGAAGGUGCACAUUCGCGACGUGACUGAGGAAUCACUGACUCCCGACAGUGAUGCACAAUAAAUCCAAUGGCUUUCGCUUUGUCAGAGGACCGUAAACUCAAAUAGUCCAAGACGACAAUGGAAACCUGAACCACUAUGAAAGCCGCGAGCGAAGACCACGAUAUACUCUCUCAUCCAGAGGAGCCAAUGAAACGAGAAAAAUCCAAUUUCAAUUUGGAAUAUCCAAAGAGG